Molecule: messenger RNA, 2160 nt
Organism: Solanum dulcamara
Lineage: Eukaryota; Viridiplantae; Streptophyta; Magnoliopsida; Solanales; Solanaceae
Exons: 10
Coding region: 54-1556 (500 amino acids)
Source: RefSeq, a predicted model, not a curated record
CGUUAUCCUUACGUUGAAUAUCUGAGCCCUUCGUUUUUCCCUCUAAUCCCUCUAUGAGCAGCGCUUGUAACAAUCCCCUUCUCUCUUCUUCCUUUCUUCAUCAACCUCUCAAAUCUUCAAGAUUCCCAAAUGUAUCCAUUUUAUUGCCCAAAAUUUCAAACCCCAUUUCCCCAAAUCGCUGCAUUCGGAUAUACUCAAGUAUUAAGGCAUCUAUGGAGUCCAGGAAUCCCACACAGAGAAGAAGCACAAGUCCAAGAAAAUUCAAACCCAGAUAUGGAACUUCAAGGAGAUCAACUCUGAAGAAAAGUCUCAGUCAAGAACAAGUCAAUUUUACUAAACCCAUUCCUGAUGACCCUGUCGUUGGGAUUAUUGGAGGUGGAAUGUCUGGCCUUACCUGUGCUCUUUACUUGGAGAAAAGAGGCAUUCGUUCAACCGUUUUCGACACGGGAAUUCAUGGGUUGGGAGGAAGAAUGGGAACAAGAAUGAUUGAUCAUCAGCCUUUGAUAUUUGACCAUGCAGCUCAGUUCUUCACGGUGACCAACCCCAAGUUUGCUGAGCUAGUUGAUGACUGGUUGAAGAGAGAUUUGGUUCGUGAAUGGCAGGGUACAAUUGGUGAGCUUGAAGUUGGUGGGAAUUUUGUUCCAUUUCCUUCUUCACCUCCCAAAUAUAUAGCGGUCAACGGGAUGCGCCCACUUGCGGAUUCAUUACUAUCUCAGACUUCUUUGGUCAAUGUGGUACGGCCUUGUUGGGUAAGUGCACUUGAACCAUUUAAUGGGACUUGGCACUUGAGUGAGAAGGGGAAGCCUUGUGGGCAGUUUGAUGCAAUUGUCAUUGCACAUAAUGGAAAAUGUGCAAAUAGAUUGCUUGCGGCAUCAGGCUUACCCCUCAUUGCAAGACAAAUGAAGAGACUUGAACUCAGUUCUAUAUGGGCUCUUCUUGCUGCAUUUGAGGAUCCUCUGCCUACUGCACUAAAUGCAGAGUCCCUUUCCUUUGAAGGGGCUUUUGUAAAAGGGGUUGAAUCUGUCUCAUGGAUGGCAAACAACACUAAGAAACUCUUAGCUUCAGAUAGUGGUCCACAAUGUUGGACAUUUUUCAGCACUGCAACCUUUGGAAAGCAGAAUAAAGUCCCUCAGGAAAGUAUUCCAAAUGCUACGGCAGAGAAAGUGAAGGAAGCCAUGCUUGAGGGUGUUGAGAAGGCUCUAGGACUAUCAAAAAGAUCACUCCAAAAGCCAUUUUAUACAAGAUUACAACUAUGGGGUGCAGCUCUUCCGACCAACACUCCUGGAAUUCCAUGCAUCUUUGAUCCUCGUGGAAGAGCUGGUAUAUGUGGUGAUUGGCUACUUGGAUCAAGCUUAGAAGCUGCAGCUUUAAGUGGCAUAGCUCUUGCUGAUCAAAUUGCAGAUUACUUCGAACAAGGUGGACCUUGCUCAGACGAGUUUGCUGUUGGUUUGCACGAUGAAUAUAAGCCGCUUGAAGGACAUGAAAUAGGGCAGUUCCCAGGACUGGAAUCUGUUGAUCAAACCACAAAUGUCCCAGCUUUGACACUUGCUACAUGAAUUGAUCCUGUGACAAAGUCUUCAAUGAUUAGUUGGUUAAAGCAAGUGAACAAAUUAAGACUCUCUAUCAGAACAGGCAGUUUGCAAUGCUGGUUAUUGACAAUACUUGAGCCUGAAUCAUUUUGCUAGCUCAUGAGAAGGUUCAGCUAAAUACCUGAUAAUCGAAACCUGAGUUGGAUUUCUCGAACCUGCAUCUUUCAGUUGAAGAGGAACGCACACAGAAGUCAGAAGUCGAGACCCAAUGUCAUUAGAAUCUCAGUUGGUGAGCAAGAUUAUUAAAACCUUGAACAACGAAUUCUACAAUUUCAGAAAGAAAAUUUUGUAGUUUGAAUAUGCAGUGUGUUGUAGGUGUACAUGAAUUAUCAGUAUAUAUAGAUGGUUUGGUAGGAUCCCAAAAAGAUGAUGAUUCGUAAGUAGGUAGUUCUUUCCACUUAAGGAAAUUAUUCUGUGGUUUGGGUAUAAAUAGACUGCCAUUGUUAUGAAGUUUGUCAAAAUAGUGUGGUAUCAAGCAAACAGAAGGUAUUAUUAAAAAAAAAAAAGACUUAGUAACUCAAGUGAUCAGUAUGUCUAAGGCUAUUUCUAAUCAUAAAAUUCAAAUUUUGUA